Messenger RNA from Morchella importuna, 2118 nucleotides. RefSeq lists its product as uncharacterized. Bases 1 to 2118 code for a protein of 705 amino acids. The record is from RefSeq and is a predicted model, not a curated record. Gene Ontology annotation, biological process: endoplasmic reticulum unfolded protein response. The transcript is spliced from 3 exons. Lineage: Eukaryota; Fungi; Ascomycota; Pezizomycetes; Pezizales; Morchellaceae. Gene Ontology annotation, molecular function: protein binding.
AUGUCAUACGAAGAGGCCUCUUCUUCUCCUUCUUCCUCAAGUGCUCAAAUUACUCCUAAUGGCCCUUUAGCCCCAGAGACAAUAGACCCUUCGUCCAUACUGAUUAAAGUCCUUUCACCCGCGGAGAACUUCCCCACUGAUAUUGCUUUUCGCGUGCUGCCAAAAUCUACGAUUGGAGAGCUCAAAAGUCGUAUAUCAACCACCUUGGAUUCUCGGCCAGCGAAUGACCUACAGCGCUUGAUUUACAGGGGAAAGUUACUGACAGACCAACUUGUCAUUGAGAACAUCCUCGGACUGGGCCCCGGAAAGGAUGGGGGCGCUGGGGAUACACCCCAAGACGCAUACACAUUCCAUUUGGUCAUUCGCCCCUCGAUAAAUAGUCCCACAAGUCCCAGUCCUCCUCCAACUACUUUUCCAAACCCUGCACUCUUCGUAAACCCACGUUCACCGUUGUCGCACUCAUCAUCACCGGCACCACCGGACAGGCGGCUAACAACCACACGUACCACAACUACCCCAACCCCAAAUUCAUCGAUAGUUACUACUACCACCCGUAUAACAACAACUGUGCUUGCGCGCAAUGGCGGACCUUCUAUCACCGGGGAAAAUUACGGUAUGGGAAUUGACGAAUUGCGACAGGCAUUGCAUCAGCGUACUUUAGAUGCACGGCAGCAGCAGCGAGAUUUUGACGCUGCUCGACAAAGGUUGAAUGAGAGCUUGUCACGGGCGAACCAAGUUUUGGGCCAGAGAAUUGUAACGGCAAGGCAGGCAACCGGUUCCGCCUUGGGUGCGUCAGGUCAGAGCACUGGUAUCUCGAUUCCGGGCACAGGUACCUCGGGAUCUGGCUCAAGUACUCCUACCCUAAGAUAUGGGCCAGGUGGUAUCCCGGUUCCCUCUACAGGAGUGCCAACGCCGCUUUCUGGCGAGAAUGGGAACGCAUCUAGAUCUUCGGGAGGACUUACAAGAUCGGCCACGUCUGAGCAAAUGAAUCAUACUUUGGAAGCUGAGGAUGAAACUAGACGGCGCGCACUACUGGAAUUACAAGAAGAAGAAAUCAACCUACUUCCGACGACCGCAAGCUUUGCAACUGGCUCGAAUCUUUUGGAGGAUUUCUACGCUUCACCUCAACCACCGAUUGGAAGGAACUUUCUAGGAGGGAACAAUUUGGUUUACAUGCUCCAAGAUGCCUCGGGAGUUCCUACCGCCUUGCUAGUAGGCCCUCCCGGAAGCGCAGGAUAUCCAGCCCCUCCGCCCCCCUUUCCUGCUUUCAAUAUCAACUGGGGCGCAGGGGGAUUAGCCGAUUUACCUCCAGUAGAUCUCCGGGCCCCUCGCUGGCCUAUACCUGACAAUAUCAAUCACGGUGUCCAUGGAAACAAUGUAUUCCAGAACCCUGCUUUGGGGCAAGGCUUUGGGUUCCAAAAUCACCAUCAAGCUCAUGCUCGGAAUCACGGGAGGAGGCCAAUCACUUUUGCUGAUGUUCUUGCGGGAAUUCGAGCUCGGGCUACUCAUUUCUGGCUCGCUGCUAGGUUAGCUGUAUUUGUCAUCUUAUUUACUGGCAGUGGAGGAUGGAGACGGAUGUUAUACUUGGGAUCUAUCGCUGUCUUAAUCUUCAUUUGGCAAACCGGUAUCUUCAAUGAUUUCCUCCGCCCUUUAAUGGAGGCCAUCAACCCACCUCCCCCCAACCCUAACCUCAACCCUAAUCCAGUUGCGGCUGCAGAUGGCCCUAACCUCGAGCCUAAUCCAACUCAAACUCCAUUAGCGCGCGAUGCCAAUGGAAAUCCCAUUGGACCCGCUCAAACUGCCGGAAUGCUUGUUGCACGGCGCGAAGAUCGUGUCAGAGACAUAAUCCGUGGCGUAGAGAGAGGCAUCACAAUCUUCUUGGCGAGUCUUAUACCCGGACUCCACGAAAGACAUGUUGACGCUGUUGAGGCGAGACAAAGAGAGGCGCAACAGUUAAGGGAUGCGCAGGAGGCUGCCAAUGCUGAGCCCGAAACUGCGGUUGCUGAGGACCAGGCACCUGCCGCGCCAGUAGGAGAAGACGGGCAAGAGGGCCUGGGGGCAGCUCCUCAAGCGGCUGCGGUUGAGGUCCAACCGGAGGUCAUCCGGGGACUGCUAUAA